This is a messenger RNA of Oryzias melastigma (Indian medaka), 6451 nucleotides long. It is a transcript of the gene lats2, whose product is annotated as large tumor suppressor kinase 2. The record is from RefSeq and is a predicted model, not a curated record. The transcript is spliced from 9 exons. Gene Ontology annotation, molecular function: protein binding; protein serine/threonine kinase activity; ATP binding. Lineage: Eukaryota; Metazoa; Chordata; Actinopteri; Beloniformes; Adrianichthyidae. The coding region runs from base 633 to 4124 and encodes 1163 amino acids. Gene Ontology annotation, biological process: positive regulation of apoptotic process; peptidyl-serine phosphorylation; G1/S transition of mitotic cell cycle. Gene Ontology annotation, cellular component: nucleus; spindle pole.
GUCGUGUUUGCAAUAGACGAUCUCUGCGUGUGUGUGCUGACGUGCGUUGGUCCGUCACGUGACCUGAGGAAUGUUAACAAUGCAGCGAGUGUCCAACUUUGUGCUGCAUUUCUGAUCCUGCCCGGAGUCUGGGGAGAAAAUGGAGGCUCGUUUUAUCCUUCCCAUCCCGUCGCCGCGUCGUCGCUGAGCGCGUGCCUUCCGUCUCCGCGCUCAGCAGCCGAACAAGCAACUUUCCCCCCGCCGCUUGUAAGCAAAGGACUCUCCAUUCUUUGGGGGAUUCUUGCCACUUCUAUCACAUGGCGCAGAUGGGCAUCGUCAUGGUUUGGCUCCACAGUGCCCUCAUGAGCAGCUCCACUUCCUGGAAUAAGCUGGAACCCGAGCCUUGAAAAGUCGCACCAUGGAAUGCUUGUAGUAUUGUGCGUCGCCUUCGUCUACCCCACCAGCAUCAGCAGGAAUCAGAGACAGCAGUGUGACACAAACGACUGAGGGACGCAGGAGCUGCUCCCAGAGGCCCUUUAUCUAUUUAGGUCAGAUAGCUUGAGAAGUUUUUGGGCGGGUGUGGGGGAGCUUGCUCUAGUUUCUGCGUGGGCUUUCCUUUUGAGUGUAAGUGCCCUGGCACAGGCUCUCAGACCAUGAGACCCAAGACUUUCCCCGCAGCCCCGUAUGUGGGCAACACGCGGCAGAGGCUCCAGGAGAUUAAGGAGGGCCUGAAGCAGCCGGCCAAGCUGGUCAGCCAAGCUCUGCAUGGAGGCAGCUCCCGCUCUGAGAGAGGCUCCGACUCCAAAAGCGGGAAGGACACAGCCAGUCGACAGCAGCAGCUCCGGCCGCCGCAGAAGUUCAACAACUACCAGAAUGCGCUCCGAGAAAUCCGCAAGUCCCUCAUGCCCUUCGCCAAUGAGUCUGGAGAGGCCGGAGAGGUCAACCGGCAGAUGCUGCACGAGCUGGUCAACGCAGGAUGUGAUGAGGAAAUGGCGGUGCGAGCGCUGAAGCAGACCGGUAGCAGAAACAUCGAAGCGGCUUUGGAGUUCAUCAGUAAAAUGGGUUACCUCGACCCUCGGAACGAGCUCAUUGUUCGGGUCAUCAAGCAGACCUCACCAGGGAAAGCUGGCAUGCAAAAUGCAAUGGACCACCGCACUGCUUUAGAUGUUUCCAAUGAAGCAGCCGCCAUGCCUCCAUACCAUCAGAUGGGAGGUCCGAUCUAUGAUGGAGCAGCAGGAUACGGCCCUGAGGGCGAGAUACCCCGGCCCUACAUGGGGGCUCCUCCUGUUAUGAACUAUAUGAUGCCUCCAUCUAACUCAGCUCAGGGCCCUGCCAUGGGAAACCCUCUGGGUCGACCCCCCAGCAUGGGCAGCUAUCCACCGGUGAUGGGCUCUCAGGGUAACCCAGGCAACACCAUGUACCCCCCAGGGGCUCAGCAGAAAGGCUACUCCAGCAGCAUGGAGCAGAACGGGCCCAUGAUGACCUACAGCGUACCAGGUCAACCUUUACAACUGCAGGCUCAGCCACCAGGGGGCUCUGUUGCUGCACCGCACUAUGACUACGGCCACGCCAGGCAGCACAUGAUGGAGCCUGCAGGCUACGGAGUGAAGAGGACCCCUUCCUUUCAGAACAAGAUGCAACCACCCCCCAUGCCACCCCCAGAUAACUACGUCAACAUGCAAGGGAAAACAGGCAUGGGUCAGAACGGGCCAGGAGGAGGGGGCAGUGGCUAUCCCACUAACCUGUACCUACCUCCUCACUCUCACCCCCGACAGGCCAGCCCCACAUCCCACCAGGUGCAUAUGAUGUCCCGAUCCCCUGGUGGGGUGGGAGUCAUGGGCCCCGAUUUUUCAGAUCUGCCCCAAAGUUUGAUGGCGCCCUCCAGACUUAGCCUCAAUAUGGAGCUGUACGAACACCACUGGGCGGGGCCUCCAGGUCCCGAAGGCGCCCCUCCAGCCAGGCAACCCCAACCCCAGGGCCCAUUUAGAGGGGAGGUCCGUGUCCCCAGCAGAACCAACUCCUUCAACAGUCGUUCUGCGGGCCCAAACGGGGUACGGCCUUCGCUAGCCGCACCCCCUACCGCUGGGAAGCAGGACUCUUCAUUGGGCCCCCCUAACACAAUCACUACUGUCACCUCCCCGCCCAUCCAGCAGCCAGUGAAGAGCAUUCGAGUCAUGAGGCCAGAGCCCAAAACGGCUGUAGGACCAUGUCACCCCAGCUGGAUGACGGCUCAGACUCCAGAGGCAGCAGAACCUCUGGCCUACAUGCCAGAAGAGACGUACCCCCUUGAACCAGCCCAGGAGCCCCGCUGCCCUCCACCACCGUACCCCAAAAGUCUGCUCAUGUCUGGAGCUGGUAGCGAUCCAGGUGCCGCAGAAGGAGCUGAAGCCAUGUGUGGAGCUCCAGACCUCAGCGGUCCUGCUGCAAGAAGCUCUCGCGGCGGCAGUGGGGGGAGCGCAAAGGCCGACAGCAGCCAGCAGCAGGUGAAAAGCAAGAUGAAGAUGGGAAAGGGGGAAAAGACGGUGAAAGACAAGAAACAGAUCCAGACCUCCCCGGUUCCUGUGAGGAAGAACGGUCGGGACGAGGAGAAGAGGGAGUCCCGCAUUAAAAGCUACUCCCCCUUUGCCUUCAAGUUCUACAUGGAGCAGCACAUCGAGAAUGUGAUGAAGACCUACCAGCAGAAACUCAACCGCAGGCUCCAGCUGGAACAGGAGAUGUCCAAGGCCGGUCUGUCCGAGGCCGAGCAGGAGCAGAUGAGGAAAAUGCUGAACCAGAAAGAGUCCAACUACAACAGGCUACGGCGCGCCAAAAUGGACAAGUCCAUGUUUGUCAAGAUAAAGACGCUGGGUAUCGGUGCUUUUGGGGAAGUGUGCCUGACACGUAAAGUAGACACUGGUGCACUUUAUGCCAUGAAAACACUGCGAAAGAAAGACGUCCUCAACCGCAACCAGGUGGCACACGUGAAAGCCGAGCGGGACAUCCUCGCAGAAGCAGACAACGAGUGGGUGGUGCGUCUGUACUAUUCCUUUCAAGACCGUGACAGCCUCUACUUCGUCAUGGACUACAUCCCCGGUGGAGACAUGAUGAGUCUGCUCAUUCGGAUGGGAGUCUUCCCCGAGCACCUGGCCCGCUUCUACGUGGCCGAGCUGACGCUGGCCAUUGAGAGCGUCCACAAGAUGGGCUUCAUCCACCGCGACAUCAAGCCAGACAACAUCCUCAUCGACCUGGACGGACACAUCAAGCUGACCGACUUUGGAUUGUGCACAGGCUUCCGCUGGACACACAACUCAAAGUACUACCAGAAAGGGAGUCACGUCAGACAGGACAGCAUGGAGCCCAGUGACUUCUGGGAUGAUGUAUCCAACUGUCGCUGUGGCGACCGGCUCAUGACACUGGAGCAGCGCGCCAACCGCCAGCACCAGCGCUGCCUGGCUCACUCUCUGGUGGGAACUCCUAAUUAUAUCGCCCCAGAGGUGCUGCUGCGAAAAGGCUACACUCAGCUCUGUGAUUGGUGGAGCGUGGGGGUGAUCCUCUUUGAGAUGCUGGUGGGACAGCCUCCUUUCCUCGCAGCAACACCUACUGAGACUCAAAUAAAGGUUAUUAACUGGGAAAGCACGCUGCAGGUCCCUGCUCAGGUCAAACUGAGCCCUGAGGCCGUGGACAUCAUUGGCCGUCUGUGCUGCGCCGCGGAGGACCGCCUGGGCGCCAACGGUGCCGGCGAGAUCAAGUCCCACCCUUUCUUCACCAGCGUGGACUUCUCCAGCAACCUGCGGCAGCAGCCGGCCCCCUACCGGCCCAAAAUCGCCCACCCCAUGGACACGUCCAACUUCGACCCGGUGGAGGAGGAAGGCGGUCCAGGAGCGUGGAGCGACAGCGGGGACAGCACCCGGGCGCUGGACGCGCUCUGCUUCCCCCACGGGAAGCACCCGGAGCACGCCUUCUACGAGUUCACCUUCCGCAGGUUCUUUGAUGAUAACGGGUGCCCCUUCCGUUACCCCAAGCCCCUGGAGGCCGGCGAGCUGCCUCUGAAUGGAGCUUUGGGCCCAGAAGAGGAGGACGAGGGUGAAGAAGAAGAAGCAGACGAAGAGGAGGAUGAGGAGGAGGAGGGAGAGCAAGGGGAGGGGUGUGAGCCGGUGUAUGUGUAAAGGAGUAGUUGUGUGCCUGCUGUCGCUGCUCCUCUCAGGUGUUUGUCUGCAUGUUUGUGAUGCUUGAUGGGAAGUUGGAGCAGGAUGGAUGAACGCCGCCCCCUUGUGGAAUAACUUGUUACUUCAGGCGAUAAACUGCUCCACUCCAGGACCAAGAGACGACCUUCUGACUGAACUAACGAAGGGCGGAGCAGACAGAAACAAGAGUUUAUAUCCAAACGGAAACACCGGACUUCUCCUGGCUUUUUCAGGAGUUUCUCGUGCCAUUCCUCCCACCGUUGGUCUUAUGGAUGACUGAAACACUUCCCGUCUGACACGGGAGCUUCUUCCUGCUCCAAUGAUGGCAGUGCCUCUUCUCAGCUGCUGCAGUAUAAGCUACAAAACACAUUGGUGCAUGUUCACAAACACUCGCACGUGCUUGACCAUCACACCUGGACGCUGAUGUUUCCACUCGUCCACUAGAACUGACAGUUUCUUCUGAUGUAGCCUGAGCAGAACGAGAGAUGUGAGGUAUAUUUUUUUGUAUUUUUAAGCAUUAAUAUUAAUAUUUAUAUUUGCUUAAUCUAUUUUAUGCCAACAUAUUUGCCACACCUUGUGCCAACUUCAACCCAAGUUUUAUUAAAAACAAUAACAUUCAACAAGAGUUGUAUUUAAAAUGCACAAUUUGUAUCCAUUUGUAUCCAUUCAUGAAAAACAUAAAAUUCAAUACAGUUUGAUAAAUCUGAGCCUAAUCUACUUAGGCUUGAAUCUGUCAUUGCAACAGCGGCAGUCGACCAGCUUUCAGUCCUCGUCAUGACAACUGCCAAACCUGAUGAACGACUAUGUGCAAUACAGAUUUACGUGUAGAUAGUUUUAUAAACACUUGCUAUGCUUUUGAAAGUUGUGUUGAAAUGAACAAAUAUAUUGGUUUAUACCUGUAUUCAUUCUUAUCAGUUACAACAUGCUGCUUAUUAUUGUGUUUGAUAUGGUCUCCUACAUUAUAAGGAUGGUUUUUACAGAAAGAGGGGUGUUCUGAAAGUAAAAAAGCUGCGUGCCUUUCUUUAAUGAAUGUUGAUGAUGACAGACGGAGGUCUCUGCCGGUAGACUCCGCCCCCUUCGCUGCAGCCAGGCUGGUCCCGACUGCAGAGGAGAGGACGUGUUGCAGCAGAAGCGAAGAUGAAGAGCAGAGUUUGGCUGUAGGGAACGUCACUGGAUAACAGAACUGUUGAACUUCAUCCAGUCAUUUCAGUACACUUUAUUUAUCCUAACAUCACAGGUUUUGGCGUGGUUUCUUUCAGUUCUUGCUCCACAGAGCUCUGCUGCUCCGUUUAAUAUCAAUCCGCUUAUUGACAAUCAGCGAGCAGCAAGUGCUCUCUUUGUGUUGAAGUGAACUUUUUUGUUAUGUUGCUACCAAACUAUUCCAGCAGUAUUUUGAACUCCAUGCUGCCUAAAAGUCUGAGCUGUUCUCUCUGAGUGAGGGAAGUGUGUGGUUGAGAUCCAGCCUUUGAUUUGCUCUUUUUUUUUUUUUUUUUUUUUUAAGCAGGAGCAGCACAAUCUUAAAUUUUAUUUUCGAAUCUAUGUUUUUGAUCUGGGAGGAGCGUUUGCAGGAGCUGUGUUUACAUGCAGAUGUGCAUCUCUCUGUUAGGAGUCUGCUGUGCACAGAUUGUACUUUUAAACCCCCGUUGUCAGUACAGAUUAGAAAAGAUUUGUUUCAAAUUUUAUCAGACCAUUGGAUUUGUUGCUCCAUAUCCUAAAUAAAAUCUCCCGUUUGCUGGUCUUAAGUCCUGCAUGUAAACACGGGCGGCGUUCUGCCGGGGCUUCAGAGAGCGGUCUCCUUCAGUCUAUUUACGUAAAGUGUUGUUACUAAGAUGAAGAGUUCAGUCGUUCUUCCUUCAGAUUAGCUUUCAGAUUGUCUGCAUUUCAGAUGGAUGGAGAAGAAGCUUUAGAAGUGAGUGUGUGAGCCCCGCUGUGUGUCUGAGUUUCUGGUUCAGGCUUAGAGUGACGACUGACAAUCUUUGGUGGACUGAAUGUCCCCCAUCACCUGGCCAAACCUACUUAUCCAUCUUUUUCAUAUUGUAUUUCUACCAUUUUCCUUUGUGUAUCUUACAAUUCUGUUACUCUUAAAAAAAUAUAUUUAUACAGAAAUACAUAUUUUUUUGUAUCUAUCGUCUUGUUUUGUCAAUUUCCUCUGUGGUUAAAAGUCCAUCAAUACUCAGUAUUAUUGGUGAUGUAAUUAUUUACAACUCUCUCUUUUAUACUGUCAUGUUUGAAAUGAGAAUUUGUUGAAAACAUGCUUCUACUGUCCUUGUGUGUAAAAUAUAUGUAUAAAUUAAAUUAACCGCUCUGGA